AUGAGUGUUCCAUCCGGCGCUGCAACUCCAGUGCCGUUCCAGUCCGCGCCUCUCCUACAGAACUUUGUGCGUGUCUACGAGGAGCGAUUGCUUGUGGAUAUCGCUGCCAAUCUGUAUCGCGAGUUUGCGCGUGGUGGCGGCAUUCAGCACGAAGAUAUCGGCAAAUUGCUGUCCCAUUUCCCUCCCAAGGUCGUUGAAGGCGUAUUCGCCCGCUAUGACCAAGCUGGGCGUGGUGUCGUAGACGCACGCGCCUUCCUAGCACUCGUGCGGUAUUUAAACUUCGGCAACGGCUUCUGCGAUUCAUGUUUUGCUCCUAUUGGCGAACACAAGCGCGGCUUCAUGUGCUUGGAAUGCCGAGCUGGAGGAUAUAUCCUCUGUGCCAGGUGCUACCCAAGAGGAGUGAGUGGCGAGGUACACCCACCCACUCACCGCUUCGUACCGGCCCAGGAGAUGCUGGAGAUGCUGGCGCCUCCACCCGAAGACAGAGAUCAACUGCCUAAUGGCGUCGGUGUGUUCCUACGCACCCACAUCUCCACAUUAUUCGCGCAGAUGGACACGGAUCGAGAUGGUCGCAUCACACAAGACGAGUUCCGUGUUUUCCAGAAAGCGCAGGGCUGUGCUGACAGCUACAUCGAAUUUCUGCUGGGUUUCGGGGGCAGUCUGGACGGUAUGAUCUCCAAGAAGGAGCUUCUGUAUCUCGUCACAGGCCAAAAGAUGACAAGACAGUGUGACGAAUGCUCUGCGCUCAAGUUUUGGACGCUGUCAGCAUGA
Phytophthora infestans T30-4 is the source of this 771-nucleotide messenger RNA. RefSeq lists its product as uncharacterized. Gene Ontology annotation, molecular function: calcium ion binding. The record is from RefSeq and is a predicted model, not a curated record. Bases 1 to 771 code for a protein of 256 amino acids. Lineage: Eukaryota; Oomycota; Peronosporomycetes; Peronosporales; Peronosporaceae. The transcript has 3 exons.